Hydatigera taeniaeformis is the source of this 3813-nucleotide messenger RNA. NCBI's taxonomy places the organism in Eukaryota, Metazoa, Platyhelminthes, Cestoda, Cyclophyllidea, Taeniidae. The record is from the annotation of a GenBank genome assembly.
AUGGCUCUUCCUCCGGAGGAUAGUUUUGCCUACCAAGGAAGUUCCGUGAUUGGAUCUCCCGGUCGAAGGUCAGUGGGUGGUGACACCACUGCAGAUUCGAUCAAUCUGGCGCACCUUGAGCAGAACACUUGUCGGGGCGGAGCUGGGACGCUCCAACAGUAUAACAACACAAUCAAAGUUCCUGACUCAUUUCCGAAGCGCGAAUACUACACUAGUCUGCGCCGCUUUGGUACCACUGGUCGCCAGGGAAGCAUUUCGGGCGGAUCGAUGUUUGGUGGUGGUUUUAGUGGUGGUGGGACCAACACUCUUGGUCCUGUGACUGCGGUAGGAUCUCCCUACCCUAGCGCCACCAUGGUGCGCGCUGCUACUUUCGGACGCUCCAACACCUCAGCUUCGAAAUUUAAACGCUCUGGCAAGUCUGUUGACUGUGCCGUCAUCAUGUUGGAUGGACUUCAACAGACGUUUAGCAUCGAUAAAGCGGCCUACGGUCAACAGCUUUUUGACGCUGUCUGCUCCAACUUGGAUCUGUUAGAGACUGAUUUCUUUGGGAUUAAAUUUCUUGCCCCUGACAAUACCAUGUGCUGGCUCAAGAUGGAUAAGAAGGUCGCAAAGCAAGUCGGAAGUAAGCUAAACACUGCGCGUGUUUGCGCUAAUUUUAGACCCCCCAGCCUUAGUAACGCAUCAAAGCCUUCAAAAAUGCCGUCUCUUCUUGCAGAGAAUUGGCUCUUCGAAUUUCAAGUAAAGUUCUUCCCUUACGACAUCGACUCGAUAGCUGAGGACUUGACCCGCUACUUUUUGUGCCUCCAAGUUCGGCAGAACCUCCUCAGUGGACAACUCCCGUGCUCCUUCUUCUCUUAUGUCAUCCUCGGUUCCUACGUUGUACAAUCGGAUGCGGGUAAUUUCGACCCGAAGCAGCAUCAGGGCAUCGCUUACAUCCGCGACCACCCCUUCGCUCCCAGCCAUCUACAAAGCACCGAGAUGCUCUAUCGCAUCACCGAGACCCACCGCCUCCACCAUGGCCAAUCACCGGAAAUGGCAGAUCGGAAUUUCCUCAACAACUCCAAAAAACUCGCCCUUUACGGUGUUCACAUGCACAAAGUUUUGAGCACCUCUGGAGUGGAGCACGGUCUUGGUGUGUACUACGGGGGUCUGCUGCUCUAUUUGAGUCGCAUUCGCCUGCAGCGUUUCUCGUGGCCACGAAUCAUUAAAUUGUCCUACCGAAAACGCGACUUCAUAAUGAUUGUGCGCUCUCUCGAUGAAGACCAGUCGGAGCGGACCUACGCUUUCCACUGCGCUUCGCCCCAACGUGCCAAGCGUCUCUGGACUCUCUGCGUGGAGCAUCACAACUUUUUCAGGCUGCGCAACUACGAGCACUCACGGAAGCCUAGUGUGCUUCCGGGUUUUUCCAGCCGCAAGUUCACUUAUAACCAACCCGGUAUGGGCAACUCCUUGGGCGACCUCACCAGCUCCGAGGCUGUGCCCAGCCAUCGGCCCCAACCCGCUAUCCGUCGCAUGCAACCACAACGUAAACGCAUUACUUCUACCGACCAAGCUUGGUUCACCUUGCCUCACGGUGUAAACUCAUCCGCAUACGGAGUAGACGCUUCCCAGUAUCAGUACGCGCCACAGAUACCUGGUGAUGCUUCCUUGGGUGCUGAUGGAGUCGGUUAUAGUCCCGAACAUUGGGGUGGCGGGGAGGCAGCGUGUGAGUUGCCUACCGGUGCCGCUUAUAAAAGGGGUCCCAGUGAAUCAAAUCAAUUUGGUGACUAUCAGCCGCGCCCGGUCUUCAAGCCUGAACCAUGGCGCAUCUCCACUGCUGAUCGAAGCCGCUGUCUGGGGAUUGAUGAUCGGGGACUGGAUAUAGCCUCGCAACCGGACUCGGGAUGGCAGGUUGGGCUCAAUCUCUUUUUUGCCCUUUUUAAGGCUGUUAGAGGCUGCCGCGCGAACAAGGGUGUAAAGGCACCGGGCUGCUACUAUUUUGAGGCGACGAUUCUCGAGGAUGGGCCAGUAGGCGUAGGCUGGGCGACAAAUGAAGCAGGUCUAACCUCACUAGGCUGCGAUGACCAGGCUUUCGUACUCGGCAACGUUGAAUGUGGACAUGGAGCCGCCACGCUCACCUUCAAAGGCAAGCAUGUGGACUUUUCUGGUGGCCACAUUGCUGUUGGAAAGGGCACCGUCAUUGGGUGUUGUCUUGAUCUGGAUCAGGGCAUCGCGACCUGGAAUUGCGACGGAAACGAAUGUCCCCAGGUCUUUAGAAUACCCGAGAACCUCACUAAUGAACCUUUCUUCCCUGCCGCUUCGGUGAAGGACUCGCGUUUGUUACUAAAUUUUGGUGGUAGUACCUCACCACCCCUGCGUUUUAUACCGACAAGCAGCGGCGGAUAUGGCGGUUUUGUGCCAUUAGCUGAGGUGUCUGAGGACGCUCAGGUGAGUAAUGGAAAUUGUGGCUGGCGCCUCAAUCCCUACGAUGCUACGGCGGGUGUGGAAGUUCGACCCGACGGCAUGGCCGUUCAGGCCCACUGGGGCUCCGGUUGGCAGGGCUGUCGUGCAAACAGGGGUGUGAGGGGUGAGGGCCGGUUCUAUUACGAGGCGCGGGUGGUCGAGUCUAACGGUCUCUCUCGAAUCGGUUGGACCACAGAGGAUGGUAGUCUUUUGGUGGGCACUGAUUCCUUCGGGUUCGGGUAUGGCUCCGACUGCGAGGGUUUCGGUCUCAGCGGGCAGCAGGGAAAACGCCUCCACAACAACGAAAUCGACAACUAUGGCGAGAGCUUUGGCGAGGAUGACGUGAUAGGCUGCUUCCUGGACUUAACUCAGCGUACCAUUAGGUGGGCAAAGAACGGACACCCCUUUGGGGACGCCUACCGUCUCCCUGACGAUCUAGACACCGCUUUUGCGGCCGGCGCUAGUCCCGUUGCUAGACGUGUCGCCUUCUUUCCCACGGUGGCACUUAAUAACAGCACCGUGGAGCUCAACUUUGGUGACUCCCAGUUCAGUUACUUCCCUGGGUGCUUUGAUGGUCAAUCCUUUAACUCUCCAUUAUUUUUUUUAAAGCCUGAUUGGACUCCUUUGAGUUACGUUGAUCCAGAAAAUCUGCAAGUCACCAGUCGCCCUGGUCCGAUGCACAAACGCCGAGGUUGGUCCUACGUCGAGCCACAGGUCGGCAUCUCGGGGGCCAAGACGGUAAUGAAGCCCUCUGUGGAUCGACGAGAGGACGAUCUAUCACCUGCUACGCAUGUGGCCCCUCGCCUUCACCUUGUCGGCGCAGUACCUGUUAUGCCCGGUCUCACGCCUAUGCUCUCCUCCCCCGCUAAACGAGCCCCUUUGAGCACCCCGUCCACAAACAAUGGUUUCCAUGCUAACGGGGAUCAUGCUGAGCUCUCAGAUGCUAUAGAUGGGAUUCAGCUGAGCCCGAGUCGGCAUCAGCAUCCUAUCUCUCUGAAUAGUGGUGUCGGUGAAACAGUGACGGUCCAACGUUCCGAACCCAAGAUUGAAUCUGAGUUGAUUGAGGAUGAGACUGGCAAAAUUAUCAAGCGAACAACAAAACGAACACAGGUGGUGACCACAAAAACCUAUUCAGAGAGGUUUAUUCAACCUGAGUCCUUUAUCGCCGUUCCCAACGAAAAUGACAAUGAACUGGACCAGGCUAUCUUAAAGGUUACACAAUUGGAUCCCCGAGUUUUUGUGCGUACCACCAACCUGCAUCAUUCAGCACCCCAGGUCCCUGGCAAAAGGAGUACAAACAAUGGGCGCAGCGCCCAUUUUAGCAGCACCAAUGGUGGCUCAGCCAUCAGUAACUCCACAUUCAACCACUAG